GGAGCGUCCCCAGGAUGGGGCAACCACCAGGACAGUGGUUGAGCCAACCUAGAGUGAUGGUCGGAGAGAGAUUCAGAAGUAUGACUCCGGAGAGGCUCAGUGGUCCAGAGGCCCUGAGACAGAGACUUGCAGUAAUGCAGAGAGACAGGGAAAGAAAGCUAGCUGAAAGGGAGCCCCAGAGAAUCCCAGGGACAGAGACACAGCGAGCUAAGAGAUAAGAGAGAAGAGAGCCGGAGAGACAAGAAGCAGAGAAACGUUGGCAGAGAUGAAAGACAGAGACCAAGAGAAACAAGAAAUAAAGAGAGACAGUGAUAUCUCUUUUCAGAGUCAAACUGAAGACGGAGAUUCAGAGACCAAGACACAGAGACUGCCAGGAAUCCCCAGACACAGGUGACUCUAGAACGGCAAAAACCCAGAGAAAAAUGACUCAGAGACAUACUCAGAGAUAUAUCCCUGAAAUCAGAGAGGCCCAAAGCGAAGACAUAGCCAGAAGCAGAGACAUUCAAAAGAAUGAGAGAUGGAAAUUUGUGACUCCCAACAGAGGGGCUCAGAUGCUCAUUUUAAAAAAUAGAUGAGACACACACACACACACACACACGGAAACCCGGAGGGCCGCAGAACAGAGGUCUCAGGAGAUGGAGAGACAGAGAGAAAGGGGCCCCGAAGGCGGAAUGAACCCGGAGAAACCCCAGCGCGGCGGCGGCCAGGCGGAAGGGCGGGCGCCCCGGCAGAGGGCGCGCGGCCGCCCUCUGCCCCGCCGGGGUCACGGCGCCCCCUCCCCCGCUCGCUGGCCGCGCGGCCGGGCUAUUUUUACGCGUGGACACCGGACACCAGGCUGGGGCGGCGGCGGCGGCGGCCGAGGCGGGGCCGGGCCGGGCCGGGUCGGGCGUCGGGGCCACACGUCCGUCCGCGGGUCGCCGGGGCUGCGCGCGCCAUGGAGCCCGGGUGCCCGCCACCCUGCGGCUGCUGCGAGCGGGUGGUGCUCAACGUGGCCGGACUGCGGUUCGAGACCCGGGCCCGCACGCUGGGCCGCUUCCCGGACACGCUGCUCGGGGACCCGGUGCGCCGCAGCCGCUUCUACGACGGCGUGCGCCGCGAGUACUUCUUCGAUCGGCAUCGGCCCAGCUUCGACGCGGUCCUCUACUACUACCAGUCUGGUGGGCGGCUGCGGCGGCCGGCGCACGUGCCGCUCGACGUCUUCCUGGAGGAGGUGGCCUUCUACGGGCUGGGCGGCGCGGCACUAGCGCGCCUGCGCGAGGAUGAGGGCUGCCCCUUGCCGACCGAGCGCCCCCUGCCCCGCCACGCCUUCGCGCGCCAACUCUGGCUGCUCUUCGAAUUCCCCGAGAGCUCGCAGGCGGCGCGCGUGCUCGCCGUCGUCUCGGUGCUUGUCAUCCUCGUCUCCAUCGUCGUCUUCUGCCUCGAGACGCUGCCCGACUUUCGCGACGACCGCGACAACCCGGGGCUUGCCGCGGUGGCCGCCGCUGGCCCGUUCCCGGCUCGGCUGAACGGCUCCAGUCCAGUGCCUGGACCUCCGCCUCGCUUGCCCUUCGAUGACCCGUUCUUUGUGGUGGAGACUCUGUGCAUCUGUUGGUUCUCCUUCGAGCUGCUGGUGCGCCUGGCGGCCUGCCCAAGCAAAACAGCCUUCUUCAAGAAUGUGAUGAACCUCAUCGAUUUCGUGGCCAUCCUGCCCUACUUUGUGGCAUUGGGUACAGAGCUGGCCCGGCAGCGGGGAGUGGGCCAGCCAGCCAUGUCACUGGCCAUCCUGCGAGUCAUCCGACUGGUACGCGUCUUCCGCAUCUUCAAGCUCUCCAGGCACUCAAAGGGCCUGCAGAUCUUGGGCCAGACCUUAAGGGCAUCCAUGCGCGAGCUAGGCCUCCUCAUCUUCUUCCUCUUCCUUGGUGUGGUCCUCUUCUCCAGUGCAGUCUACUUUGCCGAGGUGGAUCGGGCAGACUCCCAUUUCACCAGCAUCCCUGAAUCCUUCUGGUGGGCGGUGGUCACUAUGACCACAGUUGGCUAUGGAGACAUGGCACCCGUCACUGUGGGUGGCAAGAUAGUGGGCUCUCUGUGUGCCAUCGCCGGUGUGCUGACCAUUUCCCUACCUGUGCCAGUCAUUGUCUCCAACUUCAGCUACUUUUACCACCGGGAGACAGAUGACGAAGAGGCUGGGAUGUACAGCCACGUGGACACGCAGCCCUGUGGCCCCCUGGAGGGCAAGGUCAAUGGGGGGUUGGUGGAUCCAGAGGUGUCUGAGCUGCCGCCUCCACUCUGGGCACCCCCUGGGAAACACAUGGUCACCGAAGUGUGAGGGACAGUUGAGGUCUGCAGGACCUCACAUUUCCUUGGAGGGAGGGCGGGAAGGGAGGAGGGGAAAGUUGGGGGGAGGGUGUUGUUUCUAGGAUGAACUAAGUUAUGUGGUAAUGAACUGGGGAACACUAAGUCUUAUUGGGUCUUGAGUUGUGGAUUGGUAGCUCCCGUGGGUACCUCCUGAGAUGACAGUGAAUGGCAAUGGGUUAUACUGAGUUGAGAUGGAGGCUCCAUUGGUUUGUAUUGCACUGGGUUGUGCAAUGCUUGUGGAGCCUUUUGGGGUAGUGUUGAGAUAGGUUUGGUCACAUAGUUUUGUGAGUUUCUUGGUUCCUUGUUGGAUUGGGUUGGGUUGGGAGUCUUGUCCAACAGCACUGUGCAGGGUUCUGUGGUUUUAUGAGUCCCCUGGGGCCAUGUUGGAUCAAGUAAGGUGGUCACCCAUGGCAUUGUUGGGACUGAUUGUGUGUUCAUGCAUGGUGUUGUGGAGUUGAGUUGAGACAUUGGAAACUGAGUGGCUUUGUGAUUCUUCUAGGGCCAUGUUAUUUUAGGUUCUGUGAACUUGUGAGCCAUGUAGAAAUACGAAGAGUCAAGUGAUAGAAUGUGAGCUUUCUAGGUCAUAUGAGGUCAAGUUGGGUUGGAAUGUAAAUGCGUAGGAGUGUUUCAGGGUUCUGUCAUGUUGAAUUGCAUAGCAUUAUGUGGCUAGAAGUUUUCUGGGGCAACAUUAAGGUGGAUCGUAAUGAGUUGUGUAAUCAUGUGAGUCUCACAGGGCUGGUUCACUCAGUUGAGUUACAUCAAGGUGUGUUCGCUGAGUUCUGUAGGAAUGUUGGGUUGAGUUGCAGUGUAUGUAUGAGGUCUAUAGGGCCAUGUUGGUUUGCUUGCAUUUAGUGGACCUAGGGAUAAUAGCUCUAGGAAGUAAUCAUGUGUCAAGGAGCAAAUGUAGUGUGUGGACUCUAGGAGACCAACUGAACUGGUUUGCUCAGUGUCAUCACUAUAAGGGGGGGCAGGGCUGGUUUCUGUAUCUGUAGAUUCAGUUGGUCAUGCGGAGGGCUUCUGGGUGAACUAGCAAGAUGUAGAUAUCCCUUCCGUUUACCAUAUACCUGCCUUGUUUUGCCAUUCAAACCAACCCCUUCUCUAUCUGUCUUCCCCUAGAGUUUUGCUUCCAGGCAUGGAGAUCAGAGCUACAAGGGAAGGGAAAAGGGGUAGAAACUGUACUCUGUUCAGACCUGAUUGGGGGAUAGAAACCCAGAGGAGGGGGAAAGAGAGCUGGGGAGGUAUAGAGAUCUAGAGAGAGAAAGGGAAAUCCAAAGAGGGAAAAAAGAUCCCGAGAGAGGGGAAGACAGAGACCCAGAAGGGGCGGGUAUCAGGCACCCAGAAUGAGAGAGACAGAAACCUAGAAUUGGAAAAGAGACCAGAGCACCCCAGAGAAAGAGAACCAAAAAAGAAAAAGGCAGAAAAAGUCAGUGCCCCUGAACCCAAGAGAGAUGCACCCAUGGAAUCACACAAAGAU
Messenger RNA from Bubalus bubalis (water buffalo), 3808 nucleotides. It is a transcript of the gene KCNA7, whose product is annotated as potassium voltage-gated channel subfamily A member 7. Gene Ontology annotation, biological process: protein homooligomerization; potassium ion transmembrane transport. The record is from RefSeq and is a predicted model, not a curated record. The transcript is spliced from 2 exons. Gene Ontology annotation, molecular function: protein binding; delayed rectifier potassium channel activity. Lineage: Eukaryota; Metazoa; Chordata; Mammalia; Artiodactyla; Bovidae. The coding region runs from base 572 to 2305 and encodes 577 amino acids. Gene Ontology annotation, cellular component: voltage-gated potassium channel complex; membrane.